Molecule: messenger RNA, 6707 nt
Organism: Monopterus albus (swamp eel)
Lineage: Eukaryota; Metazoa; Chordata; Actinopteri; Synbranchiformes; Synbranchidae
Gene: rusc1
Product: RUN and SH3 domain containing 1
Exons: 12
Coding region: 251-5962 (1903 amino acids)
Cellular component (GO): cytoplasmic vesicle
Molecular function (GO): protein binding
Source: RefSeq, a predicted model, not a curated record
AGCUCGCGAGAACACAGACGCUGAGGCUGUUACCGUUGAGGAGAGCUUCAUGUUCAGACGGUCUGAGAUGCGAGAGUCCCAUAGGAGAUGGACACCAGCACCCAUCUUUACCAGAAUUUAAUCGCUCUUGGGAGUCAAGCCAAGAUGUGACCGUCACGGCGCGUCAUAGCUUGGAUCUGUCCAGCCUUUAUAACGCUUGUUUCUAUAGCAACAGAAAAAUUAGAGUAUCCUAGAAAGUCCCAUUCUCACAAUGCAGUCCUCUAGCUGCUCCUCUCAGCCUGCAAAGCCACGGCGUUUUGAUGUCAACAGACGGACCAAUACCUUAUCUGUACCAAAGUCUCAUGGCCAUGGUGUUCAGAGAGAGGAUAAAAACAUGAACACAGUCACCUCCUCCUCACCACGCCAGGCCACUAAAGGCCGCGUUGUACCUACAAGGAGCAGGGUGGGGGUGCAGCCUCGAGCUCCAGUGAGCCAGUCCAGGUUUGGCUCACAAAAACAGGGUUCUGGCAUCUCCAGAUCAGCUAAAACCAAACCUAAAGGUGCUUGCUUUUCGGCAGCAGCCCAAAUUGCACCUGCGGCCACUUCAUCUCCGCUUCCCUCUGUUCUCCCUCUUGACCCGAAUUGCAACAAGCCGAGCCUCCCCUGUCUGUGCUGUGAUGGGCGCUCCCCGCAAGACAACAACAGUAUGUUCAACCAUAACCACAACAACAACAACACCAUCUCUCUCAGACAGGAAAUGCAGCUACCACCUCCUCCAUCCCUAUUGCCCCAGGGGCAGGAUGGGACAGAGGGCAAAGAGCAACCUGAGCCUACCUUGCAAGUACAGACCCAGCUGGAGCCCUCUGCCUUCCCUCCUGCCAAUCUGCAAAAGGAAGGCAAGGAUGCAGAUGAAAGAGCUGAUCUGGGAAACAGGAAAAAUAUAAAGGUAGAAGAAGAAGAUGACGAGGAAGAGAGCCGUGGCAAUAUUGAUAUUGAUGAUGAUGAUGAUGAUGUCGAGGAGGCUGACAGUGAUGAUGACGACGAUGAUGACACUCUGGUUCCCUCAUGCUGUGACUGUCCUCCCUCCCUCCUGGAGUUCUCGCUCUCCUCUUCUACCUCCUCAUCCUCCACUUCCAUCAGCUCCUGCUCUGAUCUGGAGUCUGACUGUGCGGAUCAAUCUGCCUCACUCUGCUCUUCCCAAGACCAAGAUAAUCUUUCUGUUGCUUUGUCCCCCAAAGAGCACUCUCUUUCACAAACCCCUGAAUGCCAGCCUCCUGUGUGUUCUCCCCCUUCCCUUUCUCUUAGCCACAAUCCCUUCUUAUCAUCACUUUGCCCAAUUCCCCUUUGCUCCCCAGAUGAGGGCUACCCCUCUACCCUGGACACCCCUUCUCCUGAUUAUUUAGGAGUCAAAGGUGAUUCAGAGGUUACCAAACUAAGCUUGCUUGACUUCUUAGAAUCAGUGGGGGAGUUUGGGAAAAUGGAACGCUUUAGUCAGGUGAUCCAAGUGGCUCGCUGGGAUUUGGAAGGGGAACAGCACUGGGAUGUUCUAAGGGAUCGAUUAGAUCACCUGGAUCGUUUGGAGAAAGUCAACAGGGAGGUAAAACUGGCCUACAUUGCUAGACUCCAUGAGAAGGGAUUUCAUCUUGGAGAUCUCAAAGAGCAGGACCUUUCGGAUGUUAUGGAUGAAAUGGGGAACAUCGACAUUCCCUGGAAGUUGUAUAAAAGCCACAGUGGAUCAAUGGGAGACUCUCAGGAGUUUUCGGAUGCUGGGGUUGACCUGACUGCUCCAUCAGACUGCGAUGAUCCGCUUGUUCCAGAUUCUCUCACCGCUUCCCCUGUUGAGCCGCCACCUAGACCACCAAAACCCCCUGUGCGUCACGCCAGCGUGAGCUCUGACCUCCACACCUACAUCAAUAUCAGCAGGGAGACUACCUCCAUGGCUGUCUCCACCUCACCUACAUUGUCGACAUUCUCUCCUAACUCCUCAUCGCCCACAUUCACCACAUUUAAGUGUGAGAAAUCCCUUCCUCCAUCUCCACCAUCAAUCCCUCCUCUCCCUGCCUCUAAGCCUGUUCCUUAUCUCACUCUAUACACCACUUCUUCUCCACCCCCAUCUAUCCCCACACCAACACCUCCCAUCCCUCCCCCCCGUAGGCGCCACCUUGCUAGGAAGGAGGCACAGAGGCUUGCUGCUCUUCAAGCUGAACAGGAAAAGACACCCCUGUCCCUCCCACCUCCUACAAUGCAGCCACCACCCCUUCCUCCUCCACCUGUUGUCUCAAUCUGCUCCUCUUCCCCCCCUGCCAUACCACCUCCACCUGCUCUGCCUCCUCCCCCCUCCUUCCAUGCCCUGGAUAUAGAGAUUCGAAAGUUACUUAUGCUUGCAGGAUUGACCCAAGCUGAGCUUCUCAAACUCAGCCCAGAGCUUGGUGUGUGUGUCAGGGGCUUAGGGGAUGAAGAUGAUGGAGACAAUCUUAUCCCAUCUAGAUCUGCAGACUCAAAUGAGUUCAGACUACAAGAUGGGGAGGAGGAGAAGGAAUGUGAUGCUGACUAUAUUGACAAAGAUGAAUGGCACAGCAGAGCCAAGUUGAACGGAGAUCUGAGAAUAGCUGAAGAAGGCAAAAAGAAAGAGGAGAGCAAAGACACACAAAGAACCACCUCCUUCACUGAGAUAGCAAGAAGAAGGAAAAGAAACAGUGGACUGACUUCCGACCAUUACUACAGCACCGGUCUCAGCAAAAUACAUGAAACUAAACUGAAGAAUAUGAGCUCUGAGACUUUCCAUUAUCCUGCUGGGUUACCAGAUUCACCACCACCACCUCCUCCUCCUCGGCCCUUACCUCCAAUCCCGCCGUCUUUGCCAUCCCCUUAUGUCAGCACUCUCCCUGCCAACUCUGAACAACCUGAGCGUUUUGAUUGGCUCAUAGCAUUCACACCCGACUGUGAUGCCCCGCCAGAGCAUCCACCCCCGGAAAUGAGAUCAUCUCAUUUGGAACCCCAAAAGACGCUCAGUUCAUCAGUGUCAUCUCUGGGGGCAGCUCCAAAGGUCACGACUUUCAAAGAGCUGCGUUUCCGCAACAAGAGCGCCUUCCCCCCAACAAAGGUGAUCACUGAUCCAGAACCUGACCCCACAGUCAUCACUCCAGAUCCAGAUAUACUGUAUAACUUGAAGUGGAGAAAAGAGAAGGCAGGAAGCGAUGGCAGCCAAUGGGAGUACACCUCUCAGGCUCAGGCUCUGUUCAUGCAGCCACCACCAGCCCUCACCUCAAUGGCUGCUCUGAAGGAAAUGCUCCAGAGGGCUGAAGAGGAGGGCGGACAACCAGAGCUGUGUCCAACACAGAAGAUUGGCUGCUCAGUCAGUGACAGCAGCCUGUGGACCAUGGGCAGAAAGUGGGAGGGGGAAGAAGUUAAGAGGGAAGAAAAGGAAAGGAAGGAAGAUGAAGAAGAACAAAUGGAGGUGAGAGGAAGAGCCGAUGGAGAAAGGACCUUUGAAUCAAGAAUUACAGUUUCCUCACCCCCACUUUCCCUCGCCCAGUCCUCCCAACCCUACUUCCUCCACACUGCCCUCCCUUGCUAUCGGCCAGGCUACUGUUACUCCCAGCCUUUUGCAGAUCCCAGGCCCCACAGCCAUGUAGGCAGGGAGUCCACAGACAAACACUGCGACACACAGUGGGCCCCUGCUGCUGGCUCAGCUUGUAUCCACAGAGAUGAUUCCACCACUUAUAUAAACUCUGAGUUUACCUAUGAAUCCCUGGCUGAUUUUGAUGUAGACUGUCCUCAUGAUUAUGGGAAUGCCUUUAAUCAAAACACACACUCGGCGUACCAGUGUAAAAGCAAUUCUAAGACCAGUGUGUCUGACUCUGUUUGUAAUUUUGACUCUCUCUACUGCAGUGACUCAGAGAAGAAGAAUGACACACACACUAAGUCAGACACAACUGUGAGUGGCGCAGCUGAGGCUCCAGGUUGCACCACCCCAUAUAAGAACAUUGAUGUCAUGAUGACAUAUUCCAACAGUAUCAAUGCUAUUGAUUCACUGUAUUCAGAAAAGCGCACACACUCAAACACAGACAACAACAGUAACAAGGCCAGGACAUCCAAAGCGCUUCCUCCUCUCCCCACCUAUUACCUGUACCACCCUAAGAACUGCCCUCUGCACAGGGGUGCCCCUCCCCGCCUCUCACCUAUUGGAGCCCUCUCCCCUCCCCAGCGCUCAGGAGCACCCCCUCCAGGUGCAUCAAGCUCCUGCCUCAGCUCCCCGCUUUUCCCCCGCUCGCAUACCUUGCCUGCCCUCGCUGCUCCGUUCUACUAUCCAAACCUCUACACUCCUAUUCUGCCCAGUGCGCCCCCCCUACCCCCAAAACUCCACCAGGCUCCUCUGCAGUCACGUGUGGCGACUGUUCGCAGUGUCUCAUUCGCUGGCUCAAUACAGAGGGCAGAGACGUCUUGGAUGGAUGAAGAUGUGCAGCGUCCAAUGAGAGGUUUCAGCUUGUCCUCUCUGUGUCUGCAGGAAAAAAAAGCUCUAGUUGGUGCGGUCAGUGUGGCAGUGGAAGCCAUCUUGGCCCAGUUCAGUUCUUCUCGCACAGUAGUUCAGAAGGCCUUAUCAGGAGACAGCACUGUAAAUCCAUCUCUGGGACGUCUGGUGCUGCAGUGCCUCUGCCCCGCCCUGCACAGCUUGCUGACUGAUGGAUUGAAACCUCACCAGAGUGACCUGAUUGCAGGCAGGAGGCCAAACUCUGCCUGGGGUCUGGUCCAGGCGUCAACCCGACCAGGUCCUAAAACUCAACUCUUGUUCAACUUACAAGUUCAGGUUGGGGAGCUGCCUCAGCUCAGACAGAGCAAACACAGGUUCAAUGCAUUCCUUCUUGGCCUACUGAAUAUCAAGUUUCUUGAUUUCUGGCUUUCUCACCUUCAGUCUUGCAGUGAUGUGUUGGAGACAUACUACCAUCCCACCUCUUUUAUGCGUCUGUCGCUGACCGUCUGCCAGCCUCUCUUUGAGGAGCUGCUCCUCGUCUUGCAGCCUCUCAGCCUGCUGACCUUCAACCUUGACUUGCUCUUCCAGCACCACCAUUUAGAGCCAGACAGUCACAGCCCAGAGAUCACCAGUCCACACUGUCAGGUUGCAGAGUCUCAGCCAUCAACAAAAUGGUCCCAGUCUAAAAUCACAGGCAGCAGAAAUAUUGAAAGCCUCACAGAAGUAGACUUUGGAAGCCCAGAGUAUCAGGCAGCUACAGAAAAAUCUUCACCACUGGCUCAUGCAAAGAAUGAAGGGGAGUCGACACAUAGCAGUGCUGCACCAACUCUCAGUCAGACAAGUCCACAGCUGUUGUGGGUGCAGGAGAGGGAAAUUGGGAAGUUACCUCCACCUAAUGUUGAGGAGGACAGCCUUGCUCAGCAGGCAGGACAGGUGAUCCAGCAAGGGUGGGGGGCUGUGAUUCGCUGGGGAGGCAGACUGAGCCAGAACUUGGCUGAGCUGAGCCUGUCUGCAGGGAAAAAGGAAGAGAUGAAGCCAGACCUGCCAGAUCUCCAGACCCAGGCAGGAAGUGACUACACUGCAGUCAGCAGGGGUGCUCAGGUUCCCUGGGGUCUGGGCCGACUGUUUGGAGUCUCUAAAAGCCCCAAUAGCCCAACAGGCAACAUACCACCAACCAGGCGUCCCUCUCAAUGGUUGGCUCCUGGUGUCACAGCUCUGACCCGAAUGGUGAGCAGCAGCUCCAUGCCGAUGAUGAGGAGGGCCCCGGAGCCUCAGGGAGAAAGCGAGCCAGAGUCAGAGGAAGAAGUCAAUAUACCAGCGAUGAAAGACAAACCCAGACCACUCAGGUCAGUACGAACGCUGUGUGACCACACCGGAACAGGUUCGGAGCUCAGCUUCUGCAGGGGCGAGGAGCUUGUGGUGUUAGCAGGAGUUGAUCAAGACUGGAUUCGCUGUCGUCAGGGAGACAAAGAGGGACUGGUACCUAUUGGCUACACAUCCCUCAUUAUGUGACAUUGGCACCAUAACUGCUUCACCCAGUCAAAAAAAAAAAAAUCUAAAAUAUAUAUUUUAGGUGAGUAUUGAGAGGUUAGGAUGAGGCUCUGCUAGUCCGAAAGGGAUAUUUCACUUUAGUUUGGUUAGAGUUUGAGUUGAGUGCAUAACACCAUCUGUUCUGCUUUAUGUGCAACAGGAGCAGUCGGCAGCCACUCUCCCUUUCUGAACAUAUGGGAGUUUUUUUCCCAUCACAAUCCAUCCAGUUUGGUAGCAUUCAACUAAAUGGAUUUUAGCAGCGAGAAUGCAGCAGAUGGUGUGCAAUAAUGACUCAAGUCAAAUUUAGACCAUUUCACACUGGAAGACCUUUGAUCAUUUAGUGAAGUAUCCCUUUAAAUGUCCUUUUCUCGAUUUCCACCUUCCUUGCCUUCAGUUGCUGAUCUGAAAACCAUCACAGGGGAAAUUCUGUGCAAUCAACCAUUUGCAGAUUCAGGUGCUUUCAGAUCAGCGGCUGCCUGUUGUGAGGAGGCGACAGUCGAAAGCCUGGCUGUAGCUGCAUUAAUAUCUCUGUUUGUCAGCCGAAUAGACUCGUGGCUCGCAGGUUGAGCGGAGAAAGCAUGUUAUAGUACUGGGCCGUAGCUCCCAUUGCAUACUGCGUAGUAAUGUAGUGAAUUGUAGCUGUGUAGAUCUGUGUUCUAUUGAUCUUUCACCCCUAUUGACCUCUCACCUUUAUCGCCUGGUUCGUGUGUGUUGGACGUGUUUCUGC